AUGCGCGCCGCUUUUCCUCCACUUGAUCCUCCUCCUAGGUUUAACGGUCGUUUGUACGGACGCAAAUCCUCACGACUCGAAGCUCCUCUGCUCCGAUUUAACCUCCUCUCAUUUUCCACGACACCCUCUUCCAAUGGUGAGAAAUUUAAGAUUACUCAAUCAGAGCUACCAGAUAAAACCAUGGAAGCUAAGUGUCUGCAGAGCAUGUUUGAGUUGAUUGAUUCUGGAUUCUUCAAUGAAACCAAGAUUCGGGAGAUUACAAAGGGAGCCACUGAAAUGAAUGUUCCUAUAUGUCGAACCAACCGGAAAUUAGUCGCUACUAAGAAUGGCGGGCUGGAGAAUCCGUCUCCGUUGGUGUUUAAUCCGUCUUGGAACAGAGAAUUUGCGCGAGUGCAAGGCAAAAGAUUCAAGUAUCCAUUGGUAUCCGGUGUACAACUCCCUAGAAACGAUGAGGAUAUCGCCUUCAUGAGCGUUCUUGAACUCGGAGAACUUAUAAAGACGAGGAAAGUUACUUCUGAGGAACUCGUUCGGAUUUAUCUCAAGCAGUUAAAACGGUACGGUCGUGUUCUUGAAGCGGUGGUUACUCUUACUGAAGAAUUAGCAUACAAACAAGCCAAAGAAGCUGAUGAUUUGCUCUCUCAGGGAACUUAUCUCGGACCUCUUCAUGGGAUCCCAUAUGGUUUGAAGGAUAUAGUUGCGGUCCCCGGAUACAAAACAACUUGGGGUUCAACUUCUUUCAAAGACCAAGUUCUUGAUAUUGAAGCGUGGGUUUACAAAAGAUUAAAAGCUUCAGGUGCAGUUUUAGUAGCAAAGCUUGUUUCAGGUUCUAUGGGUUAUGAUGACAUCUGGUUCGGGGGACGGACUAGAAAUCCGUGGAAUAUCGAGGAAUUCUCUACUGGAUCAUCAGCUGGACCUGCUGCUUCCACAUCUGCUGGUAUGGUUCCGUUUGCCAUAGGCUCGGAGACAGCAGGCUCAAUGACAAACCCUGCAGCUCGGUGUGGCGUAACCGCAUUGCGUCCCACAUUUGGGAGCGUUGGUCGAACCGGUGUGAUGAGCAUAUCCGAGAGUCUGGAUAAGUUGGGGCCUUUCUGUAGAACAGCAGCGGAUUGUGCUGUAGUUCUUGACGCUAUCAAAGGGAAAGAUCCUGAGGAUCUCUCAUCAAGAGAGAUAGCAUUUGAAGAUCCUUUCUCUGUGGAUAUCACGAAACUCACCGUUGGGUAUACCAAAGAUGCUGAGAUGAAGGUGGUAGAAGUUCUUAGGUCGAAAGGUGUCAAAAUGGUUCCUUUCGAACUAAACUAUACAGUGGAGUCGGUUCAAGGGAUAUUGAAUUUCACAAUGGACGUAGACAUGUUAGCUCAUUUUGAUGAAUGGCAAAGAACCGGUCAAGACGAUCUCUAUGAAGCUCAAGAUCAAUGGCCGGUUGAGUUACGCCGUGCUCGUCUAAUUACAGCCGUGGAUUACAUUCAGGCACAGAGAGCUCGUGGGAAGUUGAUUCGAGAAGUGGAGAAGAGCUUUACGGUUGAUGCGUUUGUUGGAAACGUGACCGAUUGGGAGAAAGUUUGUAUGGGAAACCUUGUCGGUUUGCCUGUGCUAGUGAUUCCGACAGGUUUCAAGAACAUAUCAGAACCACCGACCAACAACUGCCGGAGAAGGACAACAAUCAGUGCUGGAAUUUAUGCUCCACCGGAACGUGAUCACAUCGCUUUGGCAUUGGGUAUGGCGUACCAAUCGGUUACGGAUGACCAUAGAAGGCGACCGCCUAUUGAUGAUCUUGGACCGGAUGACUCCAUACCGAAUCCGCCAAAGGCUAUUAUCCCUCCCCGAAGGUCAAAGCCAGUGAAAAUGGCGUCAGCGACUGAGAACCAAUGGCUCAAAGGAAGAGUGAAGGCUGUAACCUCCGGAGACUGUUUAGUGAUCACCGCUCUGACCCACAGCAGAGCAGGACCCCCACCGGAAAAGACCAUUACUCUCUCUUCUCUCAUGGCUCCUAAGAUGGCUCGUAGAAACGGAACAGAUGAGGCAUUUGCAUGGGAGAGCAAGGAAUUUCUGAGGAAGCUUUGCAUAGGAAAGGAGGUUGCUUUCAAAGUGGAUUACAAAGUGGAAUCUAUUGGAAGAGAAUUUGGCUCUGUUUUCCUUGGCAACGAGAAUCUUGCAAAGCUUGUUGUUCAAAACGGUUGGGCAAAGGUUAAGGAGGGAGGUCAGCAGAAUCAGGAUAAGGUUAGUCCUUACAUUGCAGAGUUGCUUCAGCUCGAAGAGCAGGCUAGGCAGGAAGGGUUUGGUCGUUUUAGCAACGUUCCUGGUGCUACUGAGGCAUCUGUUAGGAAGCUUCCUCCAUCUGCCAUUGGAGAUUCUUCAGGCUUUGAUGCCAUGGGGCUUUUAGCUACGAACAAGGGAAAGCCUAUGGAAGGUGUUGUGGAGCAUGUCCGUGAUGGAAGUACUAUUCGUGUUUACCUUCUUCCAGAGUUCCAGUUUGUGCAAGUUUUUGUCGCCGGAGUCCAGUCUCCAUCAAUGGGAAGAAGAAACACAAAUGGAAAUGUUGUUGAGGCAGUUCCAGAGGAGACGAAUGGAGAUGUUUCUGGUGAGGCAAGAGGUCCUCUGACGUCAGCUCAGAGACUUGCUGCCUCUGCAGCAGCAUCGUCUGUGGAGGUUUCCUCUGAUCCAUUUGCAGCUGAAGCCAAGUACUUUACUGAGCAUCGUGUUCUUAGCAGAGAUGUUCGCAUUGUUCUUGAAGGCGUUGACAAAUUCAACAACCUGAUUGGGUCAGUUCACUACUCUGAUGGAGAAGCAGUUAAAGACUUGGGUUUAGAGCUCGUUGAAAAUGGUCUUGCUAAAUUUGUUGAAUGGAGUGCUAACAUGAUGGAGGAGGAAGCCAAGAGAAAGUUGAAAGCUGCAGAACUUCAAUGCAAGAAGAAUAGGGUGAAAAUGUGGGCAAACUAUGUUCCUCCAGCAACAAACUCAAAGGCAAUUCAUGACCAGAACUUUACCGGAAAGGUAGUGGAAGUGGUGAGUGGAGACUGUGUUAUAGUUGCUGACGAUGCGAUCCCAUACGGUAGCCCAGCGGCAGAGAGACGAGUCAAUCUUUCGAGUAUCAGAUGUCCAAGAAUGGGUAACCCACGCAGAGAAGAGAAACCAGCUCCUUAUGCUCGUGAAGCCAGAGAGUUCUUGAGACAACGGCUUAUCGGCAAACAGGUUACUGUUCAAAUGGAAUACUCAAGGAAAGUCACACCAACAGAUGGUGGUGCCACCACAUCUGGAGCUGCUGACAGAGUCAUGGAUUUUGGAUCAGUGUUCAUCCCAUCUCCUGCUAAAGGCGAUUCCGACGUAGUGGCUGCAUCACCUGCUGGAGCCAUCGCUGGUGGUCAGACAGCUGGAGUGAAUAUCGCUGAGCUCAUUCUAGCCCGUGGUUUUGGUAAUGUGGUUAGACAUAGAGACUUCGAAGAGCGAUCAAACCAUUACGAUGCUCUUCUUGCUGCUGAAUCUCGUGCUCUCUCUGGAAAGAAAGGAAUCCAUUCCGCUAAAGAAUCUCCUGCCAUGCACGUCACAGACCUAACUGUGGCCGCAGCGAAGAAAGCUAAAGAUUUCUUGCCAUCUUUGCAAAGAAUCAGGAGAAUACCAGCUGUUGUGGAAUAUGUGCUCAGUGGACAUCGGUUUAAGCUUUAUAUUCCAAAGUUAACAUGUAGCAUUGCCUUUGCAUUCUCCGGUGUAAGAUGUCCUGGCCGUGGAGAGCCCUAUUCAGAUGAAGCUAUCUCUGUGAUGAGACGUAGGAUCAUGCAGAGAGAUGUCGAGAUUGAAGUUGAAACCGUGGAUCGGACCGGUACUUUCUUGGGAUCAAUGUGGGAGGCGAGGACAAAUGUUGCGACAGUUAUUCUUGAAGCUGGAUUAGCGAAAAUGCAGACUAGCUUUGGCGCAGACAGGAUUGUCGAAGCACAUAUUCUUGAAAACGCAGAGAGAUCUGCUAAAAACCAGAAACUGAAGAUUUGGGAAAACUAUGUUGAAGGAGAAGAAGUCUCAAACGGAAGUAAAACCGUAGAAACCAGGCAAAAGGAGACCUUAAAGGUUGCUGUUACAGAGGUACUUGGAGGUGGUCGUUUCUAUGUUCAAUCGGUUGGAGAUCAGAGAAUAGCUUCGAUUCAGAACCAGCUCGCUUCCUUGAGUAUUAAAGAUGCUCCCAUCAUCGGAUCUUUUAACCCUAAGAGAGGUGACAUCGUCCUUGCACAGUUUAGCCUUGAUAAAUCCUGGAACCGUGCAAUGAUUGUGAAUGCACCUCGAGCAGCGGUUGAGUCUCCAGAUGAACAGUUGGAAGUGUUCUACAUCGAUUAUGGAAACCAAGAGACGGUUCCGUACAGCGCAAUCCGACCAGUCGACCCUGCGGUGUCCUCAGCACCAGGGCUCGCUCAGCUAUGCAGACUUGCCUACAUAAAGGUACCAAGUUUGGAAGAAGACUUCGGUCCUGAAGCCGGAGAGUAUUUGCAUAUGGUAACGCUGGGUAGUGGUAAAGAGUUCAAAGCUGUGAUAGAAGAGAAAGACACAUCUGGAGGCAAAGUCAAAGGACAAGGCACUGGACCUGAGUUUGCUGUCACUCUCAUCGCUGUUGAUGAUGAGGUCUCUGUUAACGCUGCAAUGCUUCAGGGAGGAAUAGCGAGAUUGGAGAAACGUAAGAAAUGGGAGCACGGGGAGAAGAAGGCUGCUCUUGAUGCUUUGGAGAAGUUCCAAGAGGAAGCUCGCAAAUCUAGAAUUGGAAUCUGGCAGUACGGUGACGUAGAAUCAGAUGAUGAGGACACUGCUCCGGUUAAAAAGCCUGCCGGUGGUCGUCGGUAG
Messenger RNA from Microthlaspi erraticum, 4818 nucleotides. The record is from the annotation of a GenBank genome assembly. NCBI's taxonomy places the organism in Eukaryota, Viridiplantae, Streptophyta, Magnoliopsida, Brassicales, Brassicaceae.